This is a messenger RNA of Frankliniella occidentalis (western flower thrips), 765 nucleotides long. Its product is annotated as N66 matrix protein-like. The transcript has a single exon. Gene Ontology annotation, molecular function: zinc ion binding; nucleic acid binding. NCBI's taxonomy places the organism in Eukaryota, Metazoa, Arthropoda, Insecta, Thysanoptera, Thripidae. The record is from RefSeq and is a predicted model, not a curated record. Bases 1 to 765 code for a protein of 254 amino acids.
AUGUUAAAAAUCUUGCCACCCUCAGUUUCGUCGAUGCUUGUAGGUCGCAGUUGUGACAAAAUUUCAGAUUUUAUCAAAAUUUUAGAAGAAUCAAUUACAGACAAAAAUUUGAUUGACGCCGGGAGUAUGCCCUGCGGUUUUGAGAAGGAGUGGAAGGAUGAGGUAGGCAAUUUGAAGAGACUUGUUGAGGCCAAAGAGGAAAAAAUUUUGGCUGCAGUGUCUUCAGUAACAGAAGAAAAAUUUGAGAAUUUUUUGAAACAGUUUAAGGAGCUGAAUGUCGAAAGUAAUACUUUGUUUGUGGGAAACAACACAAACAGGGGCCGUGGGGGCAACAACCGCUACAAUGGUCGUGGAGGCCGUGGCAAUUUUAGAUUCAGGGGAAAUGGGAACAAUUAUUUUGGGCGCGGUAAGCAAAAUUUUGGAGGGUAUUACCAAAAUAACGGUAAUAACCACUACUUUCAGGGGCAAAAUUACGGCUAUCAGCCGUCAAAUGGACCCAACGGUUUUGCAAAUGGUUGGGGCCAAAACCAGGUUUUCCAAAGUGGCAACCAGGGGGGAACCUGGCAAAGUCAAGGUCAGCAAGGUGGCUACCAAAACCAAGCAAGUGGUUUCCAAGGUAACCAGGGUGGACAACAGAACCAAGCGAAUGGUUUCCAAGGUAACCAGGGGAACUCCCAGAGAGGGGGUAGAGGGAACUGCUACUUGUGCAAUGAGCCUGGUCACCGUAUGUUUUCAUGCCCUAAAUUGCAGAAUUUUCGGCAGUAA